Molecule: messenger RNA, 2604 nt
Organism: Dothidotthia symphoricarpi CBS 119687
Lineage: Eukaryota; Fungi; Ascomycota; Dothideomycetes; Pleosporales; Dothidotthiaceae
Product: DUF453-domain-containing protein
Exons: 2
Coding region: 72-2456 (794 amino acids)
Source: RefSeq, a predicted model, not a curated record
GCUUCUACUCUUUUUGUUCCGAACCCCCUCCACCCCACCCACGAAAUCGAGCUUUGAUGGCAUGAUGCGUGAUGCGCCCUUCGCCGUCCCUCCUCUUCCGCAUACGCUCGAAUGUCGCCCUCACCAAACAUAACAGGUCCGACUUUGCGGCACACUCGCAGCGACCGCUAAAGGCAGCAUACUAUCGAGGAGGCACAUCCCGAGCCGUCAUCAUCCAGCCGCAACAUCUACCCACCUCCCGCGCAAAAUGGCCGUCUAUAUUCCGCGAAAUCAUGGGGAGUGGCGAUCCGUAUGGACGGCAGCUAGACGGCAUGGGCGCAGGCAUCUCGAGUCUCAGCAAGAUAUGCCUCGUUGAACCGUAUGGCGACGUCGUUGUAGGACGUAGGCGCGCAGGUUCUGGCGGUAUUGAUGAUGCGCGGGCUAGAGCACAGGCUCUAGAAACGCAGGAGACUGGCGUCAAGGAGGUGGAUCUCGACUACACGUUUGUUGGAAUGGGCAUUGAGAACGACGAGGUGGAUGUCGCAGGCAACUGUGGGAACAUGAGCAGCGCCAUCGGUCCUUAUGCGUACAAUGCUGGUUUGCUUUCGCGGCAAUUAUACUCGGAGGGUGAUGGAGAGGUCACGGUGAAGAUACGGAACACAAAUACUGGCAAGUUUAUCGAAUCGACGUUCGAGGUUACGGACGGCCAGGCAGCUGUCAAGGGUGACUACACUAUCGACGGCGUAUCAGGCACGGGCUCCAAGAUCAAGCUAGACUUCCAGCAUCCAUACGGCAGCAAGACGGGCAGAGUCCUACCAACGGGGAGGAAAGUGGAUAACAUUGCCGGUUACAGAGUGUCUUGUGUCGACGGCGCAAACCCAGCGAUUUUCAUCCGCGCCGACGAAAUUGGCGUAGACGGUACAAUCCUGCCCAAUGACUUCAACAGGCUGCCAGAAAAGCUCGCUCUCCUCGAGCGCAUACGCAAGACCGCAGCCGUAGCCAUGGGCAUCGCAGCUACCGAAGACCUCGUCCCUCGCACAGUCCCGAAAAUUGGCCUCGUAUCCAUGUCCUCGACCCACGCCGUGCUCUCGGGCCAAACACUCAAGACGCCGCAGAUGGACCUUGUAGUCCGCUUCUUGUCAGACACGCAACCGCACCGUGCGAUCCCACUCACAGCAGCUCUGACGACGGCCGUUGCUGCCCGCAUCCCUGGAACCAUUGUUGAGCAGUUGCUUGCUCCCGAUCCAGUCAUGGAGGAUACUAUUACCAUCGGUCAUGCAAGUGGGCGGCUGCAGGUUAAUGCCAUCAUGGAAGAGAGUAACAGAUCGAUACCACUUAGUGCUACGGUUUAUCGAACAGCGAAGCGAUUGUUUGACGGGAAUGUGUUUUGGACAGACAAGGGAUUGGACAAGACUGAAGCUGAUACCGGCUACGGUAACGACGGUAGGGGUGCGCUUGGUCUGGCAUUUGUGCUCGAGAGCCGACAACAACAACAACUCCAGAAUCCACCUGCCAAGCCGACACUGCACGAGGCUAAAGAACCGGACCUGGUCGAGCGAGAGACAGAAGCAGUCGCAAUGCAAAAGGAGGAGGCGAGAACAGUCCCAGACACAAGGCAGGAAGCGGAAAUGCCUCUGGGGAAAGAAGGGGAGGAUCCAAGCCCGCUGGUCCCACCCUCAAUAUCCUACAGACCUCUGCAACGUGGUUCUCUGUUCACUGACACUACCAUGCCGACACACCCACCAACCCCCUUAAUAACCGCCAUCACAGACCUGCAGACGCACCUCACGAAGCUCCUCGCCGACCCCAAUCUCGCGACAAAGCCCUACCCACCCUACCUCGCCUCCGUCAUUAAAUCUUCGUUCGUCAGAAUCGCAGACAAUUCCGUUCCGAUAACUCCACAGGGCGAGGAGUGGCAGAGAUGGUCCAAGGGCUUGCAUGUGCUGACAAAGGCCGACAGACAUAGGCUGGAUAAGGCGGCGAAGAAGAGAGAGAAGGCGCAAAAGAAAGUGGAGAAGCUGGCAAGAAAGACGGAAUUAAGGAGGAUAAGGGCAGAGAAAAAAGUGGGUGUUCAUAAGCCGGAGGGGGGAUUGAAGAUUGAAGAGAAGGAAAUGGGGGAUGGGGAGACGGGAAUGAAGGAUGGGGAGACGGGAAUGAAGGAUGGGGAGACGGGAAUGAAGGAUGGGGAGACGGGAAUGAAGGAUGGGGAGACGGGAAUGAAGGAUGGGGAGACGGAAGCGAAGGAUGGGAAGACGGGAAUCAAGGAUGAGGACAUGGACAGUAUGGGGCUGGGACGGAACAGGAUGACGCGGAGGACGUUGGGACUGAACAAGUAUGGGAAGCUGGUGGGCGGUGGGAAGCACUCAGAUGAAUGGUGGUCGAAGAGGGAAGAGCAGAAGAAAGAAAGAGAGGCAAGGGGAGGGUUUAGGGGGCACGCCCAGAACGAUAGGUGGAAGGGGAGAGGAUCGCGGAGUUAGCUGGGUAUGAUAUGCUGGACGCGUUGUAAACUGUGAGUGAGACUGCAUCUUGCUUUCUUUAUAAUAGCGGAGGCGUGAACUCUCUGGCCUACGACAGCAACUGGCUUCUCGUUGAUCUAUAAAUUCCACUUACAAAUACAAAAUUUAC